AUGAAGAAGUUGCUAGACGACUACAGAUGGCUGAAAGGUCCCGAAUGGUUGGCUAAAUCGUCUGAAAGAUGGCCGAGCACAUUUCCGACAGAGUCGGCAGACGACGAGACAGUGGAAGCGGAACGAGUGAGGACCCAGGUCCUGCUGGUAGACACCGAUGACAUGCCGUCUUCAGUUACCAACAUCGAGAACUACAGUCGACAGCAUCGGCUUUUGCGAGUCACGGCUUGGAUUUACCGCUUCGUCAAGAACUGCCGACUCGCAGGGAAUAACGUCACCGGACCACUAAGCGCUGAAGAGAUCUGUAACGCUGAAGUCUAUUGGAUCAAGGAGGCGCAGAGAAGCGAGUAUCAAACGGAGAUACAGCAAUUGCGUCGGGAUGGAUAUGUCAACGAGAGCUCGCACAUUGCGAAAUUUCAACCAGCGUUGGACGGAAAUGGCAUCUUGAUGGUUUCUGGCCGUCUACAGCACUCUACACUACCACUUCACGUAAAGCACCCGGUCCUGCUACCGCAUGGACACCGGUUCACCGAGCUGGCAGUGGAUGCUGCGCAUCGUCGGCUACUCCACGCGGGUGUCCAAGAGACAAUGGCAGAUAUGCGAGACCACUACUGGAUCCCUAGGUGCCGACAGCUGGUGAAGAAAAUUCUGCACCAGUGUACAGCGUGUGCACGGCACAGAGCUAAACCAGCAACCGCACCCGUAGCACCACUUCCGGGAGACCGAGUAUCGCAAAGUGGACCAUUCGACGUGAUCGGGGUGGACUUUGCCGGACCCUUGUACGUGAAGUCUGAGGAUGGAGAAGAUCAAAAGGCGUACAUCGCCCUAUUCGCCUGUGCGGUUACUCGAGCCGUCCACCUCGAGUUGGUCUCCAGAAUGACGACACCGAGUUUUCUAUUAGCCUUUCGACGUUUCACGGCACGACGCGGCGUUCCUUCCGUAAUCUAUUCGGACAACGCUACGACCUUCAAGAAAGCAGAGAAGGAAAUUUGGAAGGCGUUGAAAGGCCAGGGUUUCCAGGACCACCUCGCCGAUCACAAGAUUCACUGGAAGUACAUAAUUGAACGGGCGUCGUGGUGGGGCGGCUUCUGGGAACGCCUGGUCAGAAGUGUGAAGACAGCCUUAAGGAAGACCCUCGGGAAAAACAGGCUCACCUUCGAGGAGCUGACGACCGUUCUGCACGGUGUCGAGGCGGUCAUUAACUCUCGACCCCUUACGUUUGUGAACGACAGCCCUGCUGACGAAGGACCGCUUACCCCCGGCCCACUUCUUGGUGGGAAAAAGGACAACUUCGCUUCCACCACUGGACGUCGUACCUCCGAGACCAUCCACUGA
Messenger RNA from Ornithodoros turicata, 1335 nucleotides. RefSeq lists its product as uncharacterized. Lineage: Eukaryota; Metazoa; Arthropoda; Arachnida; Ixodida; Argasidae. Gene Ontology annotation, biological process: DNA integration. The transcript has a single exon. The record is from RefSeq and is a predicted model, not a curated record. Bases 1 to 1335 code for a protein of 444 amino acids. Gene Ontology annotation, molecular function: nucleic acid binding.